Messenger RNA from Limulus polyphemus (Atlantic horseshoe crab), 4505 nucleotides. RefSeq lists its product as uncharacterized. Gene Ontology annotation, molecular function: promoter-specific chromatin binding. The coding region runs from base 228 to 3473 and encodes 1081 amino acids. Gene Ontology annotation, cellular component: PRC1 complex. NCBI's taxonomy places the organism in Eukaryota, Metazoa, Arthropoda, Merostomata, Xiphosura, Limulidae. The transcript has 11 exons. Gene Ontology annotation, biological process: negative regulation of transcription by RNA polymerase II. The record is from RefSeq and is a predicted model, not a curated record.
UAGACUGAUGUAUAUUUGGAAUGUCCGAUAGCUACCACUAGCACAGACUGGGAUAUAUAUGUUAAUAUGGCCUGCUGAAAACAAGCGAUAUUUACUAUCGUCAUAGCCGUUAGAAAACAUCACGAUUCUGGUACGUUGGCCAUCACCGCUAGACACGGAUGACGAACACCAAGAUAUAAGGCCCUAGGCAGUCUUCUCCAACAUUGUAGACUAGACUGAGUUCGGUCAUGAAUCGGCUAUCCCGACUUCCUGUGGUGGACGUGAACCCUUACUUGACGUGUGUCUUGUGUGGUGGCUACUUCGUCGAUGCUACGACUGUUACUGAAUGUCUUCAUUCCUUUUGUAAAACUUGCAUCGUACGUUAUCUGGACACCAACAAGUUUUGUCCGAUUUGUGAGGUCCAAGUACACAAGACACGCCCUCUGUUGAACAUCAGGGCUGACAAAACUCUGCAAGACAUUGUGUACAAGCUGGUUCCUGGCCUCUUUCAAAAUGAAAUGAAGAGAAGAAGAGAUUUUUACUCCUCUCAUCCUACAGAAGCUGCCUGUGUUACGUGUCAAGAAGACCGUGGCGAACUGACAGAGCAGCGAGUGAUUUACUCAUCAGAGGACACCAUCAGUUUAUCUCUAGAGUACGGAUAUGGGAAAAACCAGAUACCGACCAAUGGUCAUUCAGCGGUGACGUUGGAUCCAGGAGAUGGAACGAACUCGAAACGGCGGUUUCUUCGUUGCCCAGCAGCAGUAACGGUAGCUCACCUCAAGAAGUUUAUUACCAUGAAGUAUAGCUUAGGUCAAAGGUACCUGAUAGACAUCAUGUACUACGACGAGUCCUUACGAGAUGACUACAAGUUGAUGGAUAUUGCUUAUAUUUACACGUGGAAACGAAAUGGUCCCAUGAGGCUGUUUUAUAAAAUCAUGAAUAAGCCCACAGAAAGAAUUAAGACCUGUAGCUCUACCUGUAUUCAAACAUUGUCUAACAGCAGUAAUGGCGUAACGAUAACUUUGGCUCGACCAUUGUCCAAUAAAGGGAAUUCUGGGAUAGAAACCAACGAACUAGAGCUCUCGUUCGCAACAGAAAAAGAAGCUCCAAUGGAAAACCAUUCAAAUUUAGAAAAGAAAAAACUGAACCACGAAAGUUUUAAUAGUAAAAACAAGAGAAUCAACCCUGAAGAUGUUUCUAGCAAACUGUCUAAAGAAGAUGUCGACACCAAACCCACCAGUGUUACAAAUCUAUUACAAGACGAUAACAACGUCCAGACAAUUAACUCACAAGUAUAUAGUAAGGCCUACAAAUCCUUAUUCUCUGGAAUCUCCUCAAUGUUUUCUGUUCAAAAUAAAAAGGACCAACAGAAGAAUAAAGCAGCAGAAAUGUCUUGUGGUUUGUUGGGACAUGCAACUAAAAAAUCGCAGAAACCAACUGAGGAGAUCCAACUUCAAACAGACGAGGCAACACACAAAUCAGAAAAAAAAGCUAAAACAAUUGAGAAGAAGAACAGUCUCAGUCAGGUUGAAACAAAAAAAAGCACUGACCCAGUUCGUAACGAGAAACACUCCAGUUCAUUGGGAUACAAAGCACUUAUAGCUUCUGUUGAGCCCCAGAAACUAGCCAGCCCCGAUGAAACCAAGAAACAUACUUGUCAAGCAGAAACUAAAAAACUCGACAGUGCGCCUGAAACUAAGCUUUCGAGCUCCAGUGUGAUAAAUACACUUUCCAAUACACCGCAAACCAAAAACCAUUCUAGCCAAACUCAUACUAAGAGAUCUUCCAGUCACGGUGAAAUAAAGAAACUUUCUAGCACAAGUGAAACGAAGAAACACGCCAAAUUAAGUAAAACGAAAAAGAUGGUCAGCUCACCUGAAACUAAGAAUGUUGCUAGCUCAACAGAAAUUGAGAAAUAUAUUAGCCCAACUGAAAUUCGAAAAAUUGUCCGCCCAACUGAAACUGAGAAAAAUAUCAAUGGAACUGAAAUUGAGAAAGUUGUCACCCCAUCUGAAACUAGGAAAGUUGUCAACCCUACUGAAACUGGGAAGGUUAUCAACCCUACUGAAACUGGGAAGGUUAUCAACCCUACUGAAACUGGGAAGGUUAUCAACCCUACUGAAACUGGGAAGGUUAUCAACCCUACUGAAACUGAGAAUACUGGUUACCCAUCUGAAACUGGGAAAGUUGUCAUCCCAACCGAUAUUGAGAAGGUUAUUAGCCCUACUGAAACUGAGAAGGUUAUCAGCCCAAUUGAAACCGAGAAAGUUAUCAACCCAACUGAAAAUCAAAAAUCUAGCAGCCCAACUGAAACUAAGAAAGUUAUCAGCCCAACUGAAACUAAGAAAGUCAUCAGCUCAACUGAAACCAAGAAAGUUAUCAGCCCAAAUGAAACUAGAAAUAUUGUCACUCCAACCGAAACAAGGCAACUUGCAAGCCCAGUUAACAGUGACAAACUUGGAAACUUAACGAAAAUAAAGGAACUUAUAAGUUCAUCUAAAGUCAGUAAACUAAACAGUGACUCCAAUGCUUCCAAAACCAGUGAAGUAAAUAAUAUUCAACCAAGUUUAGACCUACCGUCGUUUUCCUGUGAAGUUGGUACCACGGAACCUAUUAAAAACGUAAAACCCACAUUGGAGGUAGCACUAACAGUAGUCGCUGGAAAGGUAGACGCUCAGGUAACUAAACCAGCUAAACUUCCAUCUAGUGACGACAAGAAGAGUUCUCGACACCAUGAGAAAAAAUCAAAAAAAGACGGUGGGAUGAAAGUUUCAAAGCCCCCAGAGUUUUUUGUUAGCAAACCUGGAGAUAUCCCACCCAUAAAAAUAUUUAGAAAGCUGUCUAAAGUUGUUGAUCACGAUAGGCAAGACUCUAAGGCAUACAGAGAAUUAAGCAGCGGUGUAAAUAAACGUUCCAAGACUCAGUUUGUCACAGAGGAUGACUUGUGGUCGACUAAGACAACACUUGAAACUGGGAAACUGUCUAAUUAUUCUCUUUCUCCGCCCCCAAUACUAUCGGCAACUGUUAGCAGUUCGUGUCUAUCGCCGAGCGCCAAUUAUCCAUCUUGCCAAACUCCUCUACGUGUUCCGUCCACGUGCGUGUCGUCCCACGAAAAGCUCGAGCCUCAGCGAGACGAUAUCGGGGCCUUGGACUUAACGCUGUCUCACCGUCAAGAAAUACAUCACCGCAACACGUCGCCCAAGCCCCGUCCUCGGCACGUGGCUAACCCCCCUGUCUUGGACAAACUCAGGCAACCGCACUGCCUGCCGGCACCGACAAAACAGUCGCCGAAAAUGCCGCCGCCUCCGCCACCUCCCGUAUCUCACACCCACAUAUACAGUAGGAAGCCAGAAGUUGGACGAAAUCAUCGUUUCAAGGGCAGCACAUUAACUGUGAUAAAUCCGGAUCCAAAUAGCUGUCGCCCCAAGAUAGUCAUAAAAAACCUGGAUCCUAGGCCAGACCAUCAUCAUCAUCAUCAUAAUCACCGGAUGUAAAGCGGGUGUAUAUAUUUUCAGUGUUAUUGUUACGGUGUUAAGCUUCGCGUAUUGCGCGCGCGCGCGCGCGUGUGUGUGAAUUUUGUGUGUGUUAAGAACUUUAGACAUUUUGAUACACGCGGUUAAGUAGAAAGAAUACGCUAAAUCGCUGCAUGUUUACAAUCAACUCGGAAGAAAUCAGUUGAAUACAGAACUUGUUGGAAAUAUGCUAUUAACUUAUAUAAUAUAGUUACGUACAACCGCGCCACCGUACGGCGCCUUGGCGUAACACUGGAAGCGUGUAACAUUUUUGUAAAGUUAUUAUAACGACUAAACGUUCGCCAACAGACUGUAAAAACAAAAAAAAACCUUAUUUAAAAUCGGUACAAAGUAUGUUUUAGAUCUUCGUUACGCAUGUUUUGUUACACACGUGUUCUUUUCGUACUUUAUGAACUGAACAUAAUGAAAAGGAAAUAUAUUUGUGCAGCCUUGAUCUUACCAACAGACAAUUUGCCAGCAGGUGACAAUGCCUAGAACACGUUCCGCGUGACAAGGUUUUGGUGUAAAUGUGUGUGUGUGUGUGUGUGUCUUCCAUAUUGACAUGUUCCAUUGCUGUAUUUCCAGUUAUACAUAUAUGAGCUUGUAUAUCACCAGUUGCAAGUGUAAUGUUGAACAGAAUCUCUGUCUGCUUUUACCGUUUCUCUUAGAAUAUUAUAAUUUCCUAAAACAAGUGUAAAGUGAAAAUAUGUUUCUUAAAAAAAAAAACACGUUGAACUUGUGUUUGUAUUUAUAUCUGGUGCAUGACGAAACAAGAGUUUAUAUUUUUUAAAUGAUCAAGAAAGAACCAGUUGAAAUGUCUAAGAAGGAAAUGACUACAAAAACCUAAUACAAAAUGUUUGAAUAACUUUUGUGACACUCUUAAAACUACAUCCACUUGCCAUCAUAAUAACUUGUAUAUAUUCCACUGUACAGUUAUUUUCUUCAUCAUUGUAUAGUCUUUCUUGUACAGGUAAAUAAAAACCGUGUGGCAAAGGCCAUUUUUUUUCAUGUAAA